AUGUUGGACCUCUCAGAUUUUCAAACAGGCCAAAUUGUAGGAGGCCGUCUAGCUGGAGCAUGUGUGAGCGAGACCUCCCAACGUUUAGGUGUUUCUGGAGGUACGGUGUCUGAAGUCAUGGCAGCAUACACACAACGCGGCAAGACAAGCUUGGCAAAUCAAAAUAGUGGGCGAAAAGAGAAACUCGGUGAAAGAGGCCGACGGGUGUUGAAGCGGAUUGUAAUGUCUAAAAAGCCAACAACUGCAGAAAAAGUGACUGCAGAUCUUAAUAUUCAUCUGGAAUCUCCUAUGUCAGUGAUUACAAUUCCUAGACGAAACCAAGCUGAAUUAGAUGCCAAAGGUGGUCCUACACCAUACUAA
Argiope bruennichi is the source of this 360-nucleotide messenger RNA. RefSeq lists its product as uncharacterized. The transcript has 2 exons. The record is from RefSeq and is a predicted model, not a curated record. NCBI's taxonomy places the organism in Eukaryota, Metazoa, Arthropoda, Arachnida, Araneae, Araneidae. Bases 1 to 360 code for a protein of 119 amino acids.